AUGGCAUCUCAACAAGAGAAGAAACAGCUAGACGAGAGGGCGAAGAAGGGUGAGACCGUCGUACCAGGUGGUACUGGAGGCAAAAGCUUUGAAGCUCAACAGCAUCUCGCUGAAGGGAGGGCCAGAGGAGGGAAUACGAGGAAAGAGCAGUUAGGAAGUGAAGGAUAUCAGCAGAUGGGUCGCAAAGGAGGUCACAGAAACCGAGACAAGUCUAGUGGAGAAGAUGUCGAUGAGGGAGAGGAGAUGGACGAACCCAAAUCCAGGACUAGGACCCAGUCUUAA
Messenger RNA from Eruca vesicaria subsp. sativa (arugula), 282 nucleotides. The record is from the annotation of a GenBank genome assembly. NCBI's taxonomy places the organism in Eukaryota, Viridiplantae, Streptophyta, Magnoliopsida, Brassicales, Brassicaceae.